Molecule: messenger RNA, 2187 nt
Organism: Otolemur garnettii (small-eared galago)
Lineage: Eukaryota; Metazoa; Chordata; Mammalia; Primates; Galagidae
Gene: FOXP3
Product: forkhead box P3
Exons: 12
Coding region: 177-1472 (431 amino acids)
Biological process (GO): regulation of transcription by RNA polymerase II
Cellular component (GO): nucleus
Molecular function (GO): RNA polymerase II cis-regulatory region sequence-specific DNA binding; DNA-binding transcription repressor activity, RNA polymerase II-specific
Source: RefSeq, a predicted model, not a curated record
ACACUCAUGAAAAAAAAUUGGAUUAUUAGAAGAGAGAGGUCUGUGGCUUCCACGCCGUGGUUUUUCUUCUCGGUAUAAAAGCAAAGUUGUUUUUGAUACGUGACAGUUUCCCACAAGCCAGGCUGAUCCUUUUCUGUCAGUCCACUUCACCAAGCCUGCCCUCAGACAAGGACCCAAUGCCCAACUCCAGGCCAGCCAAGCCUCUGGCCCCUUCCUUGGCCCUCAGCCCAUCACCAGGAGCCUCACCCAGCUGGAGAGCUAUGCCAAAGCCCUCAGACCUGCUGGGGGCCAGGAGCCCAGGGGGAACCUUCCAGGGCCGAGACCUCCGAGGCCAGGCCCAUACCUCCUCCUCAGCCUUGAACCCCAUGCCACCAUCGCAGCUGCAGCUGCCCACAGUCCCCCUAGUCAUGGUGUCACCCUCUGGGGCACGACUGGGCCCCCUGCCCCAUUUGCAGGCACUCCUUCAGGACCGACCACACAUUAUGCACCAGCUCUCAACAGUGGAUGCCCACACCCGGACCCCUGUGCUGCAGGUGCACCCGCUGGACAGCCCAGCCAUGAUCAGCCUCCCACCACCCCCUGCCACCACUGGGGUCUUCUCCCUCAAGGCCCGGCCUGGCCUGCCACCUGGGAUCAAUGUCGCCAGCCUGGAGUGGGUGUCCAAGGAACCAGCACUGCUCUGCACCUUCCCAAGCCCUAGUGUACCCAGAAAGGACAGCACCCUUUCGGCCGCACCCCAAAGCUCCUACCCACUGCUGGCAAAUGGCGUCUGCAAGUGGCCUGGAUGUGAAAAGGUCUUUGAAGAGCCAGAGGACUUCCUCAAGCACUGCCAGGCGGACCAUCUCUUGGAUGAGAAGGGCAGAGCACAGUGUCUCCUCCAGACAGAGGUGGUACAAUCACUGGAGCAGAAGCUGGUGCUGGAGAAAGAGAAGCUGGGUGCUAUGCAGGCCCACCUGGCCGGGAAAAUGGCACUGACCAAGGCACCAUCUGUGACAUCAUCUGACAAGGGCUCCUGCUGUCUUGUAGCUGCUGGCACCCAGGGCAGCGUUGUUCCAACCUGGCCCAGCCCCCGAGAGGCCUCUGACAGCCUGUUUGCUGUGCGCAGGCACCUGUGGGGCAGCCAUGGAAACAGCACAUUCCCAGACUUCUUCCACAACAUGGACUACUUCAAGUUCCACAACAUGCGGCCCCCUUUCACCUAUGCCACCCUCAUCCGCUGGGCCAUCUUGGAGGCUCCUGAGAAGCAGCGGACACUCAAUGAGAUCUACCGCUGGUUCACACGUAUGUUUGCCUACUUCAGAAACCACCCUGCCACCUGGAAGAAUGCCAUCCGCCACAACCUGAGCCUGCACAAGUGCUUUGUGCGGGUGGAGAGCGAGAAGGGGGCUGUGUGGACCGUGGAUGAAUUCGAGUUCCGAAAGAAAAGGAGCCAGAGGCCCAGCAGGUGUUCCAACCCUACACCCGGCCCCUGAGUGCAAGACCAAGGAAACAAAGGAAGGAAGGACAGGCCAAGAUGGGGGCAGAGGUGGAUGGUAGCAGGGAUGACAGAUCAUGGACAUACCCAUAGGAAGUGUCCACUGUCUUGCCUGCCAGGGCCCUGCUCCCCAGCCAACAGCCCUCCUGGAUCAUACCUCUGCCCCCAGGUUUCUCGGAGGGGUCCCAUUUCCAGCCCUAGCCCCCACCUUCACCCUGCCCUGCCCUACCCCUGAUGGGACCUCCAGCCAAAAGGAGCCUUCACAAUCAGCCACAUACACAGCCUGUCUCAGCCACUCUCAUAGAUGAUCUCAGGGCUGGAAAAGUCACACAGAUAAACAGACUGUUAGAAUCCUGGUCCCUGGUCAUAACACAAACCCCCAAAUACAGAGAGCCUGCCUCAGUACAUUCAAAUGACCUCAAAGCUGCACAGUCACAUAAACAAGCACACAUGAGCACAGUCCUGUCAACUCUCAUACCCCAAAGCACAUACCCACAGCCAGCCUUGUGGGUCAUAGGCAGUGUCACAUAGGGGUGUGCCCAGACACCAGCACUGAAGCAUCAGUACCCUCAGGAUUUCAGGUCCCAGAAAGCCACACAGACAUAAUUGCUCAUACAGGGUCUCAUGCAGCUCAUCUGCAUUCAUCCUCAUCUCACACUUAUACACACACCCCGUCCCCCAGUGGAUCCCCCAAGUCCCAUGCAGACACAUAC